Dermacentor silvarum is the source of this 1839-nucleotide messenger RNA. RefSeq names its product fatty-acid amide hydrolase 2-A-like. The record is from RefSeq and is a predicted model, not a curated record. Lineage: Eukaryota; Metazoa; Arthropoda; Arachnida; Ixodida; Ixodidae.
UGACGUGAUUCAUUAGAAAUGCGGUUGUAAAAGUAACGUCAAUUUCCAAUUUCGUGCAUUUCUAUAAUGAUUGAAAGGUCACUGCUACGCAUCUAAAUGAGAAUACGAAGUAUUCCUGCUUUCAGUGAUCAAUGCGCAUUAUUUGGUGCACCAAUUCAGCUAUGAAAGGUAUGGACAGUCAAGUACAAUAUCAAACCUGGUGCAGGUAAAGACUUGUAUUACCUUUUCUUAUUGGUGCCAUAAUUGGUGUGUUCUUCCUGAAAUAGCAAUGUUAUAUUUCGGUAGUCAUGGCACUGACAAGCUAAUGUGCUUCGCACAUUUUGCAGUAACUCCAAGAGCCACAGCGACCAAAAGUAGCCUGCUUGAACAAGCUGUUUCCGACACGGCAAAGCAAGUAAACAUUGCGGCAGCAAGCAAUGAGGUGUCAGAGAAAAUUUUGGAGUCCCGUAAGCUCAAGAGCGUGGAUCUAGUUGAGCGACACAUGCGGCGUAUCCGAGAGGUGCAGCCUGUGAUCAAUGCUGUGGUGGAUGACCGGUAUGAGGAAGCUGAAACUGAAGCCGCGGACCAGCUUGUUGCCUCCGGUACACUCACACCGGAGCAGCUGGUCAUGGACAAGCCCUUCCUCGGGGUGCCGCUCUCAACCAAGGACUGCUAUGCCGUCAAAGGCAUGCUACAAGACUCUGGUCUGGUGCUGCGGAAGGGCUUCCGCGCCCCACAGGAUGCCGACGGCAUGGCCUUACUGCGUGCGGCCAGUGCCAUCCCGCCGGCGCUCACCAACAUCUCGGAGCUGUGCAUGUGGUGGGAGUCGUACAACUUGCACGAACGCACCAACAAUCCAUACGACAGUCGCCGCAUUUGUGGCAGAUCCAGUGGGGGUGAGGGAAGCCUCAUCGCUAGUGCUGGCUCCGUAAUUGGUGUUGGAACUGACAUCAGCGGCAGCAUACGGAUGCUAGCAUUCUUCAAUGGCAUCUUCGACCACAAGCCAACAAGAGGGCUGGUAUCCAACAAGGGCCAGUACCCACCGGCACGCGAUCACUCUUUGGACGCCUGCCUCGUGGCAGGUCCCAUGUGCCGGUAUGCCCAGGACCUCGAACCCAUGCUGGCCAUCAUGGCGGGACCCCGUGCAUCCCUGGUGCCAUUCAACACUGAGGUGGACUGGUCCAAGGUGACAGUGUACUACAGGGUUUAUGACCUGGGUGGCACCCUCUGCACGCCUGUCCACCCUGAGAUGAAAGACUGUGUGGCCCGCAACAUCCGUCAUGCACAUGGCAGCCCUGUAGUUGAACUGGCCCUUGAAGAAUUCCGUUACUCAGCCCAAAUCUUCACUGCUCGGCUGGCUGCUGCAGCUGUUCCUUCCUUCGCCUCGGAGCUGGCACUGCUCAAGGGAAAGGUGCCCGUGUGGCGAGAACUUGAAUGCUUUCUGCUGCGGUGUUCACCGCACACGCUGCCUGCCCUUGCCCUCUGUCUGCUGGAAUGGCUGUCUCCAAAACGCGGCCACCCUGCACUCACGCGUGUCCUGGCUCGAGCGGACACCUUGCGAGACCGUCUCGCUGCUCUCCUUGGAGCCGGCAAUGCCAUAUUUGUCUACCCGUCCCACCCAGAGCCGGCAACUUUCCACUACCAGCCAUUGCUCAAGCCUUUCAACUACGCCUACACGGCCAUCUCCAACGUCCUCGGCUACCCGACUUGCCAGUGCCCCGUGGGAAUCUCGCCACUGGGCGUGCAGGUCGUGGCUGCCUUCUACAAGGAUCACCUCUGCUUGGACGGGGCACGGGAAGUUGAGAAGGCGUUCUGUGGCUUGCUUCAGCCUCCGAGAGAGUAGGAGCAGGGGGCCUUCAG